AUGGCCGGGCUCAUCCCCUUGAUGCUCGCCUCGAGCACGCGCAACAACUACAUCGGCUCCUCGCAGUCGUGCCAUUCGCGCCGCUCAUCCAGCGCUAGCAGCCUCGGAUCGCCCGGCUUGCCGCCAACAUCACCAACUUUCAGCCAGUACCCGCGACAGAGAUUGUCGAAGCGCAUCUCACUCCCGCCGCCCCCUCUGACCGAUGCAGUCCCAACAAUCCCAGUGACGGUGACGGAAUGGAAGCAGACCAUCGCCCAGGUGAAGCGCCAGUACUUCAGCAAGCGCUACCGUGCCUGCUCGGCUCGCUGCCUCGAGGUGCUCGAGGGCGUUAAGGAUAUGCCCGAUGUCGAGCCCGUCUACCUGAUCUAUCUGCACUUCUAUGCCGCGACAUCCAUGGAGAUCUGCGCUCGCGCUCUACCCUCGACCUCGGCUCUGCGGACGACUCUUCUGCAGCAAGCUCGUACACACUUCGACCGCGCCUCCUCGCUCAUCAGCUCGGCCGAAGAGUCCAUCAUUAGGAAAGCCCGUUCUGGCUCGGCCAUGUCAUCUCGGGCCUCGUCCAGCUGCCACUCACCGUCCAGUUCGGUCAGCUCAUCGCGCGCAUGGACCCCGGAUACACAGGUUUCGUCGCCGACUGAGUCGAUCUGUUCGUGCGACGAGAAGAACUCGUCUAGGAAACGCUCCAAGAAGGUGUCGUUCUCGCUGCCUCGCCAGCAACAACAGCAGCAGCAGAAUAUCCAGGAGCCAGAGCCCGAGUCCGAAACAUCCUACCCCGUCACUCCCGAGCCCAUGGUCCGACCGGACUCCCCCACUCUCGGCUUCGACGACAGCUACUUCCAGGCUGGCGCUGCGCGUCAAAAACUUCCCGAGAUCCCGCUCUCGCCGAAGAAGUUUCACGAGGUUGAGCUCCCGCUGCAACAGCCACAGCAGCAGUCCCCUCACCAACAAUUACAAUCCUAUACCUCACAAUUCACAAUUACUCCCAUUCCUGAGGAAGACGAGCCCGAAGAAGAGCAUAACCACCACCAUCACCAUCACCAACAACAACAACAACAACAACAACAACAGCAGCAUCAUCGUAAUCAACAACAUUACGACCACGAAGAAGACGAAGAUGACGACUACUCCCCUCCCCCCUCCCCAACCGUCGCCCGCUCCGUCGACCGUGCCUGCGAGCACCUCGCCUCGUUGCGCUCCCAGCUCGUCCGCCACGCCGCCUCCCUCGAUGAACUCCUCUCCUACUCCGUCCAGCGCAUGUCCAUGAUGGGCUCUUCGCCUUCUCCGGCCCCAGCAUCCCCUACCAUCCCCGAGUUCCGGCCCCCUGUUAAUAUCGCGGGUUCGUCAACGACAUCAUCGGGGCCGGUACGGCUGCCGUCGAUGCAUCGUCGGGCGCAAAGUAGCACGGCAAUGGCGACGAUGAUGCAUCAGGGGCAUAACCCACUGAGUCGGGAAGGUGCCAGGUCGGCGGAUUUGCAGGCGAGAAUUGAGAAAUUGAGGAGGUGUGGUUGGCAAAGGAAGAGGUUUGAUGCAUCGCGGUAUGAGGAGUUGUGUGAGGCUGUUAUGGCGGAGCUGUCUUGA
Messenger RNA from Thermochaetoides thermophila DSM 1495, 1578 nucleotides. RefSeq lists its product as uncharacterized. The record is from RefSeq and is a predicted model, not a curated record. Lineage: Eukaryota; Fungi; Ascomycota; Sordariomycetes; Sordariales; Chaetomiaceae. The transcript has a single exon. The coding region runs from base 1 to 1578 and encodes 525 amino acids.